AUGUUCAUCUUACGUGUACCUUACUCCGGCUGUGCUCUCUCGCGCAGCCUCCUUGCAGCUCCUGUCACCGUCACACGAGAGGUCUUUCCUCGUCCAGAUCCCUGCGCCGGCACGUCCGAGCCUCCCGCCGGUUCCGCUGUCAGCUCUCCCGUGGGCUCUCCUGUGGGCUCUCCCUUUGGUUCUCCCGUCGGUUCUGCCAUGGGUUCCGCUUUAGGUUGCGUGGAAACCACCUACGCCUCAGUCCCCUCACACGUGCGCGCGACGUGCGCCCUAUGCGCGCGUCCCGCCGCGGUGCGCUGCCACGCCGACCGCGCGGACCUCUGCGUCGACUGCGACGCGGCCGUGCAUUCCGCCAACUGCAUCUUCCGCCGCCACGCGCGCUUCGUCCUCUGCGCGCGCUGCGCCGCGCCGACCAACUGCCACUGGCCGCCCCCGGCGGCUGGCGCGAACCACACUCUUCCGCCCCGUGCAGUGUGCGGAGCAUGUCUUCCGCUUCCCCCUGACGAGACGCUCCCCAAGCGCCAGAAGUUCGACGAGUCCGCCGCAUUGCUACCCCCGGGACUUGCGGGCUCAAGCGGACUCAAUAGUCUCCUUUUCCACCCAUACUCGGUACAGCAACAGCAGCAGAAGCAGAAGCAGGAGAAGCAGUCGACGCUGCUUACCGUUCCAUCUUGUUUCACUGGCGGUCCGCGAAGCCUGACAGCGGUAACCAGAAGCCAGAUUGAAGCGGCUUUUCCGCUGAUGAAUGCGCUUUCGCGGUCCAACGACGACCUCUCCGCGGCGGACCAAGUUCCGCUCCCAAACUCCGCCUCCUGCAGCUCCCUCACUGGAGCUGCUCCCCCGCGUCCGCCAACUCCGCCGACACUCCAACUCUUCCCCGAAACCGCGGAGAGCGCACCCGCACAAUGCAGGGGGGAAAGAUCGUCUUCGAAUACCUGCGGUGGCUUCUCGAGUCAGCCGCAGGCGCAGGCGGCGGUGGCGGAAUUUGACGCGGCUGACACGCGAAGCUCGCUGCGACUCCUCGCGGACGUCGCGGGCGCGGCUGUAGCGGGGACGGCGGAAGCAACGGUGGUGCCGGCAUUGCCAGAGCUUGCCCUCCGUUUGCCCGAAGCCCUUACUCCGGUGGAGGCAGCUGUGCCUGCUGGCUCCUCGAAAAGGGGUUUCGGGGUUUUCCUGACCAAUUCUUUCGCGGACGCAAGCAUUAUUACCACCAACGUAACCCUUCUGGGCAAAAGGAAGUCUGCGUGUAGUAACGAUGCCCCCGCUGUAGCAGACGGACGGAAACAGUGGUCGUCGCUGCCGUCUCUGGUUCCGCCGUUUACCCAAUCGGCUUCCGUCAUCCCACCCCCGCCUCUGGUCUCGGUGGAGUCGACACCACCUGCACCAGCAGCUGUGCGAGCAGCGGCAGCCGCAAGGCGAGCAGUGAAAUCGUCAGCGCCGGUAGCGUCAGAGGUGACAUCAGCCGCAGGAGCCGCGGAGCAGACGGAUGGUUACUUCCACCUCUCUCCGCGCAGCAACUUGCGCCAUCAGGCCGUGGACCGCCUGCGCCGCAUCCUGUCCUCGUGGUGCGCCAAGCUGGCGCUGCGCGGGCGGCGCGUGGUCGACCUCGCGCUGCACGUGCUUCAUCGCGCGCUUCGGGACCUGCCGCUCGGAUCCGUCGACAGCAACGCGCUGCGCGUGUUGCUCGCGGCGUGCCUGUGGACGGCGGCGAAGCUGGACGGCGGCCGGCAGAAGGAUGUUCCCAAUGGCGCCGCGAUGUAUGCCGUCACAUUGGUGGAGGUUAGCGUGCUACAGGCGGCGGAGUUACAGCUAAUGAAAAUGAUGAAUUGGAACCCUCUGGAAGGAUUUGAGGCAUGA
Molecule: messenger RNA, 1857 nt
Organism: Closterium sp. NIES-65
Lineage: Eukaryota; Viridiplantae; Streptophyta; Zygnematophyceae; Desmidiales; Closteriaceae
Source: the annotation of a GenBank genome assembly